Messenger RNA from Raphanus sativus (radish), 1298 nucleotides. RefSeq names its product E3 ubiquitin-protein ligase ATL42-like. The transcript has a single exon. The record is from RefSeq and is a predicted model, not a curated record. The coding region runs from base 144 to 1298 and encodes 384 amino acids. NCBI's taxonomy places the organism in Eukaryota, Viridiplantae, Streptophyta, Magnoliopsida, Brassicales, Brassicaceae.
UCUUCUUCUUCUUCUUCUUUCUUACAGUCUUCUGCAGUGAUUACUAUGUCUCUGCUCAGCCUCCUGCUCCUCCGUUCACAAACGGUGACCUCGCCGCUAAUUUCGAGCCGAGUUUGGCAGUCGUCACAGUAGUUCUCGCCAUCAUGUUCUCACUCACUUUCGUCCUCCUCGUCUACGCUAAGUGCUGCCGCAUCGACCUCAGGCGGCCAAGAACCAACGACGGAAGACGGCGAGAUCGCCGGAUCAUACAAGGAAUAUUCGUUAACCGGUCAGCUAACUCGUCGGAUAGAUUCUCCGGUUUAGACAAAACGGUAAUAGAGUCACUCCCUCUGUUUAGAUUCUCUGCUUUGAAAGGAUCGAAACAAGGGCUCGACUGUUCUGUCUGUUUGUCUAAGUUCGAAAGUGUUGAGAUUCUUAGAUUGUUGCCUAGAUGUCGUCACGCUUUCCACGUGGGAUGCAUCGAUCAGUGGCUUGAGCAGCACGCGACGUGCCCUCUGUGCAGAGACAGAGUCGAGAUAGAAGAAGAAUACUCUGUUUACGGAAACAGCUUCCGGUUCUUGAAUCAGUCUGAGGUACAAGAAGGUUCGAGCUUGGAGCUUUACGUCGAAAGAGAAGAAGAAGAAGAAGAAGAAGAAGAAGAAGAAGAAGAAGAAGAAGAAGAAGAAGAAGAAGAAGAUGGUCAGGGGUCAUCGAGAUUCAGCAUCGGAGAUAGUUUCCGGAAGAUUCUUAAAUUAGGUCAUAAAGAGAAACCCUUACUUGAUCAACAAGGAAACGAGAACAAGUUGAUGCACAAGUUUAAUCAUAGGAUCGUUGUGUCUGAUGUUGUGUUCAAGAAUCGUUGGAGCAACGUGAGUUCGUCGGAUUUGAUGUUUUUGAAUUCGGAGAUGGUUAACUCGAUGUCCAGCGAGCGAUUCUCGUCGUUGGAUCGAGUUAAGAGAGGUGAUGAAGAGGAUAGCUUGUCGAUCAAGGAAGAGAUGGAAGCGAAGAGAAUGUUGGAGAGCAAGUUGAGUGGGAUGAAAACUAUGUCGUUGUUGUCGGAGAGCGGAGAGUCUGGUUCGAAAUCUAGAAGCGUUGUGGUCGAGCCAGGGAAAAGAUCGGUCUCUGAGAUCACUGCAGUUCCUAGAUUCAGUAUUGCGGUUCAUGGAGAUUAUAGCGGUUCAACCGCAGCAGCGUCUGCUUUGGAAACGGAGAGAAGACGGCGUUUGUGGCUGGCGAUCGCUAGAAACACAGCUCAAUGGUUUGCUAAUAGAGAAAAAAUAAAUCAAAUUAACACAACACACCAACACUUUAAUGUUUAA